UUCCCUUUUAAUAAAUAUUUCCAUUUGGGAUGGGCGAUCAAUGACAUUUCCUUUUGAAUAUUAAUAGCAUAAUACUAUAGACGUUACCUAUCCUUUGUUUUAAUAUAACUGGAUGUAUUGCAACUCAUAAAUCAGACUUAAAAGCUGCUUUUUUUUUACCCUUUUGGGCCACCAUACAUUUGUAAUUUACUUUAGCAUUAUAGAAAACCUUUUUUUUUUUCAGUGCAGAUACGUAAAUACUAAGACUGCAACAUCUGUAUCCAUCAUUUCUAACUUCUUUUGAAAAUAAUCUUGUCAUGAGGCAACUUUUGUUCCUCGGUUGUCCAGAGCUCUCGUUUAAAUAAAGUUUUGUUUCUUUUAGUAUUGUGUGACGUAGAGAAGACUGAUUGCGCAUGCGUGACUACGGUUCACACGUGAAGCAGACAGCAUGGCCGACGGAGCGGAGAUUGCGUUGGACAGAGCACAGGUGAAAAAGGCCGUCCAGGCAUUGCAGGCUUUCCUGAAAUCCAAGUCCACCGGGGACUCCUUGUUCCUGGACGAGACUCGACAGAUCAGCCUGCUCUUCACCCUCUGGAAGAUCCCCAAAAAGCCACAGACCAUCCGCAUCCCCUUGCCCCAUGGCCAGCGGCCUGACACAGACGAGGUUUGCCUCUUCACCAGAGAUGAGCCCCACAUGACUUCAGAGCAGACCCAGAGGUUUUAUAAGAAGCUGCUGCAAGAGAAGGGAGUGAAAAACAUCACUGAGAUCAUCCCGUACAAGGUCCUGACGACGGAGUACAAACCGCAUGAAGCCAAGCGCCGUCUGCUGGGGAACUUUGACAUGUUCCUUUCUGACGAACGCGUCCGCCGCCUGCUGCCGUCCCACCUCGGGAAACAUUUCUACCUGAGGAAAAGAGAGCCGCUGUGUGUGAACCUGCAGAGCAAACAACUGGCGAGAGACAUCCACAGAGUCAUCCAGGGCACCAACCUGAAAGUCACCAACAAGGGCAGCUGCUGCAUGGCGCGCAUUGCCCACGCCGGCAUGACUGCAGACGAGGUGACAGAAAACAUCGAGGCUGCGUUCCAGGCAGUGGUGGCAAAACUACGCACGAAAGGACCCGUAAUGAAGCUCAUCCAUAUCAAGAGUCAAACAUCAGUGGCCCUGCCAAUCUACAACUCAAGCCUGACCCACCUCACUGUGCUGGAAGAGGCGGAACAUGCUCAGCUAAGAAAGAAAGAGAAAGCCGCGGCCAGAAAGCUGGAGAACGAGGUCGAGAAGGCGCUCAAGAAGCAAACCGUUGCCACCGGAGAGGAGGGAGAAAAGGAUGACAAAAUCCCACAGCUGGUUCCCAUAGCAACACCUAGCAAAAAGGCUAAACUGGAGCAGCAGCUGGAGAAAGCUCCCAAAGCCGCCGUGACGAAGAAAGCAAAGAAAGCACCAAACAAACGGGCCAGGAAGGCCGGCAAGACUGACUUUAAAGUAAAGAGAAAAGUUCCUAAAGUCAAAUGAUUCUCAAUAGAGCUUCUUUGCACAUUACCGUCUCUACAAGGACAUUUUACACAGGAUCGUUCACAGAAUUAUCAUUAUAUUCAGUCUGUUUUUUGUUUUUGCUCAGAUGAAGCAGAUAAUAAACUUUGUAAUCUAAAACUA
This is a messenger RNA of Anarrhichthys ocellatus (wolf-eel), 1630 nucleotides long. It is a transcript of the gene rsl1d1, whose product is annotated as ribosomal L1 domain containing 1. Gene Ontology annotation, molecular function: RNA binding. The record is from RefSeq and is a predicted model, not a curated record. The transcript has 9 exons. NCBI's taxonomy places the organism in Eukaryota, Metazoa, Chordata, Actinopteri, Perciformes, Anarhichadidae. The coding region runs from base 428 to 1489 and encodes 353 amino acids.